AUGGCCCACCCCCAGGGCCCGGCAGAUGACAGCCAACCCAUGGGGGACCCCAGCCCCCAUGAGGGCACCCCAGGGCCCAGCAGGGCCCCCACCAGCCCGGCAGCCGCCAGACGGGCACUCCUCCGGGAGCUCGAAGCUGAGGUGCAGGCAGCCUACGGGCAGGACCGGGAACUGCGGCCAGAGGAGAUUGAAGAGCUGCAGGCCGCCUUCCAGGAGUUUGACCGAGACCGUGACGGCUACAUCGGCCAGCGGGAGCUGGGCGCCUGCAUGCGCACGCUGGGCUACAUGCCCACCGAGAUGGAGCUCAUCGAGAUUUCACAGCAGAUCAGUGGCGGGAAGGUGGACUUUGAAGACUUCGUGGAGCUGAUGGGCCCCAAGCUGCUGGCAGAGACGGCUGACAUGAUCGGCGUCAGGGAGCUGCGGGACGCCUUCCGGGAGUUCGACACCAACAGGGACGGCCGCAUCAGCUCGGGGGAGCUCCGGGCGGCCCUCAAGGCCCUGUUGGGGGAGCGGCUCAGCCAGCGCGAGGUGGACGAGAUCCUCCAAGACAUUGACCUCAAUGGGGACGGCCUGGUUGACUUCGAAGAGUUUGUGCGGAUGAUGUCUCGCUGAGCCUGCACAGCCACUCUGUGGCUGGGACGUGGGGACCACAGCUGCUAGAAGUCCCUGGAAGUCAUCAUCUGCAGGGGGAUCCCCUGCCCUCCACCUCUGCCUGAGUGCACUGCCCCUCACCCCGACUCCUACACCCCUCCAAGCUCCCUUGACCAUCUCCCUUUCUCUGACAAU
Talpa occidentalis (Iberian mole) is the source of this 786-nucleotide messenger RNA. It is a transcript of the gene CABP2, whose product is annotated as calcium binding protein 2. The transcript is spliced from 6 exons. The coding region runs from base 1 to 612 and encodes 203 amino acids. Lineage: Eukaryota; Metazoa; Chordata; Mammalia; Eulipotyphla; Talpidae. Gene Ontology annotation, molecular function: calcium ion binding. The record is from RefSeq and is a predicted model, not a curated record.